Molecule: messenger RNA, 1749 nt
Organism: Exophiala bonariae
Lineage: Eukaryota; Fungi; Ascomycota; Eurotiomycetes; Chaetothyriales; Herpotrichiellaceae
Exons: 1
Coding region: 1-1749 (582 amino acids)
Molecular function (GO): oxidoreductase activity, acting on paired donors, with incorporation or reduction of molecular oxygen; iron ion binding; heme binding
Source: RefSeq, a predicted model, not a curated record
AUGGUGUCUCUUCUGGCGUGGUUCGCUCUCCCGUUCGUUGCCUUGACCCUCUAUCGAGGUUACACUUUUAUUCACUAUUAUCGCAUCGCACGCGCACUGGGCAUUCCCAUCAUCAUCACGCCCAUCAGUUGGCAAGAUGAUGUUUGGCUCCUCACCUGGGACAACUUCAAAUGGAUCAAGCGGCUGCCCAACUUCUUGAGCUGGUGGUUCGAGUACAGUCGCUUCUCCUGGACACAGGACCAUCGAUGGCUGCCCCACGAGAAAUACGGCGACAUCUUUGUGAUUUGUUCUCCGCUGGGGAACGAAAUCAUGGUCAACGAUCCCCAGGCCUGCUAUGACGUGCAGGCGCACUACAAGCAAUGGAUCAAGCCCCAGAGCCUCUACGACAUCUUUGAGACUUUUGGUCGAGGUGUCAUCAGUGCCAACGGCGAUGACUGGCAGCGGCAGAGGAGAAUCAUCAACCCGGCAUUCCGUGAGUCGGUCCAUACAUCCGUGUGGGACGAGUCCGUUAAACAAGCGACUCAGAUGCUCGAGGUUCGGAUGAAUCAACACGGUGGCCGGGGCACGAUUGAUGAAGUCCGCAAGGACUCGGUCCUCAUUGCGCUCCACGUGCUGUCGUCUGCGGGCUUCGGGCACACUCAUGAUUUCUCCGGAGGUCUCCGGCAGGUUCCCGAAGGGCACAAGAAGUCCUUUUCCGAGUCACUGAUGUACCUGCUCUCGAACAUACUGAUCGUAUUCCUGUUCGACAAGAUCAAGCCUCUGGCGUGGAUGCGACCGUGGAAAGCCGUGGAGAUCAAAGACACCGUCACCGAGUUCCGCGGAUACAUGAAGGAGACGGUCGCCUAUAGCCGAGCGACGACGCAAGGCGGCGGCGGAGGUCAGGCCAACGAUAUCGUCGGUGCACUCAUCGAUGCCGACGAGGCGGCAAAACGGGAAGAAAAGAUCGCACCAAACUCAGGUUAUGGGGGCAAGCCGAUGCACCUGACCGAUGACGAGCUGUAUGGGAAUCUGUACGUGUUCAACCUCGCUGGUUUUGAGACCACCGCAAAUGCUUUGACCUAUACCAUGCCAUUCCUCGCACGAAACCCGGAGAUUCAGGCAUGGGUCGGGGAGGAAAUCGACCGAGUGACCAACACAGGCUCGCAGAAAGAAUGGACCUACGAAGCUGCAUUUCCAUCUUUGGUGAGAUGUCUGGCCGUCAUGGUAAGUGAACUGAUCUUGAGCAUUCUUCAUCAACUGACACAUCACCAGUAUGAAACUCUCCGGCUCUGGGGCCCGACUCCAGACGUCUGUCGCGGGGCCGCCGGCGAAUCCCAAAUCAUCCACGUCAAUGGUCAAGAUGUCGUUGUCCCGGCCGGCGUCUACGUGUCAGCCAACUUCUACGGCGUGCACAGUGACCCCAGAUGGUGGGGGAAGGACUCGUUGGAGUGGAAUCCCAAACGCUGGAUCAGCGUCGACCCAAAGACUGGCCAGGAGUCGAUUGCCCAGACUCCCAACGGGAUCCCGUUCCUCGCCUGGAGCAUCGGACCGAGAAUCUGCCCCGGCAAGAAAUUCAGUCAGGUCGAAUUCGUGGCCGUUAUCUCGACCGUGUUGAAGUCGUAUCGCAUCAAGCCUUGGAUUAUGGGAAAGAUGACUACGGAAGAGCAGGCGCGAGAUGCACUGUUGGAGGUAGUCUACGACUCGGAGAACAUCAUCACACCGAAGAUGAGACGGCCUCAGGACGCUGGUAUUAUGUUUGUUGAACGAUGA